AUGUGUAUCUGUUAUUCCAAGUUGUUCCGGAUGUCUUUGAGAGCCGAAAAUAGUAGACGCACUGGUUCCAAAGUGAGCGCUACUCUUAGAAAGCUAACUACCAUUGCUGAAAACAUGAGCCAACUAGUGAGUCAAGGGAACCGUAGCAACGACUUAGAUCAGUUUGGGGAAGUUUUUAAGAGGGUGGCAGCUGCAAAACCAUCCACUUACCUUGGAAAGGAGGAUCUCACUAGUUUAGAGAAUUGGAUAAGGGAAUUUGACAAGCUGUUUGAUGCCAUUAACUGUCCUGAAGAAUUAAAGGUUAACAAUGUUGCGUAUUACUUGAGGGAAGAAGCUGACCUGUGGUGGAGUCAAAACCGGGAUACGCUUUUAGAAACCCUUGACUUUGGAUGGAAAGAUCUGAAGAAGGCGAUAAGAGACAAGUUUUACCCCGCCUACCUGAAAAAGCUGAAAUGCAUGGAGUUUACCAACCUAAUGAUGGGGAACAUGAACAUCAAUGAAUAUUAUAAAAAUUCAUUGAGUUAA
Molecule: messenger RNA, 525 nt
Organism: Chenopodium quinoa (quinoa)
Lineage: Eukaryota; Viridiplantae; Streptophyta; Magnoliopsida; Caryophyllales; Amaranthaceae
Exons: 1
Coding region: 1-525 (174 amino acids)
Source: RefSeq, a predicted model, not a curated record